Messenger RNA from Malania oleifera, 781 nucleotides. Its product is annotated as apoptosis inhibitor 5-like protein API5. Gene Ontology annotation, biological process: regulation of programmed cell death. The coding region runs from base 28 to 459 and encodes 143 amino acids. NCBI's taxonomy places the organism in Eukaryota, Viridiplantae, Streptophyta, Magnoliopsida, Santalales, Ximeniaceae. Gene Ontology annotation, cellular component: nucleus. The transcript is spliced from 4 exons. Gene Ontology annotation, molecular function: mRNA binding. The record is from RefSeq and is a predicted model, not a curated record.
AAUGUUGAGGAGCUAGCUAGGGCUACUAUGAAGAAAUUGACCCAGGGAAAGGCUGAUCACAACAAAGCAAUGGCAGCCGCUAAAACUGAUGAGGCAAAGGAUAGCAUUAAAACUCAAAAGCAGAAUGCUACAACUGGGUUGCGGACCUGCAAUAAUAUUCUGGCAAUGACGCAGCCGUUGCAUUCAAAAUCACCUUCAUUCAUUGGGGAUAGGGGCAUCAAUCUAUCCUGGAAAGAGGUUGUGAAAGCUUCUGUGCCUUCAACUACUCCUGCAACUGGAGGGAAACGAUCUGCUACUGCUUCUAAUGGUUCAGGAAAUAUUGCAUCAAAGAAGGGACGUGGUGCUGGUGGUUUGCAAAACCAGCUUGUUAAUCGGGCCUUUGAAGGUUUAUCUGGGAGAAGUGGUACAGCAAGAGGCAGGGGCAGGGGCUGGGGUGGACGUGGAAGAGGCUACCGGUAGCUUUACUUCCAACUUGCAGUGACAGAACAGUUAGGACUCUUUUGAGUCAAAAUGUGAUCUGGAAGAAGCAAGUCACUGAUUUUAUCUACCUUUUCCUCUUUAUUCCAACAAAUUUUGAGUUAAAUAGAGGAAGCCGGAGAGUUUCAGAUUCAUUGUGGACUACUAAAUGAAAUUAUUGUUUAGCUUGUUUAGCUCCCGGCCUAUAAAAGAGAUCAACACUGAUAUUGUUCACUCUUUUCUACGUUUUUCAUUUUAAGUCAUUACACUUUGAAAAACAUCAUACAAGCAUUUAGUUAAUGAAGAUGACCAAAUCCACUGAAAA